Messenger RNA from Papaver somniferum (opium poppy), 555 nucleotides. RefSeq lists its product as uncharacterized. Bases 1 to 555 code for a protein of 184 amino acids. Gene Ontology annotation, molecular function: nucleic acid binding. The transcript has a single exon. The record is from RefSeq and is a predicted model, not a curated record. Gene Ontology annotation, biological process: DNA integration. NCBI's taxonomy places the organism in Eukaryota, Viridiplantae, Streptophyta, Magnoliopsida, Ranunculales, Papaveraceae.
AUGAUCAUUCGCUCAGAUGAUGAGACCUCUUUUAUCAACCAAACUGUCAAGGAAUUGCUAGAUCAAUACGGUAUUAAAUUUCAUACUUCGAACGUCUAUUACCUUCAGGGGAAUGGACAGGCGGAAGCUACCAACGAAACAUUGUUGACAAUAUUAAGUCAGACGGUGCAUGAUCAUCACAUAAGCUGGCAUGAACAACUACCCCUUGCACUCUGGGCAUACCACAUUUCUAAAAGGAUUUCAACUGGAGCCUCGCCUUAUUCCUUGGUAUAUGGGGAGCACGCAAUAGUACCAACAAAGAUCGUUAUUCCUCCAGCACGAGUAGCCAUGGCUAGUCUCACCACUCCAAACGAGGUUAGACGAUUUUCCCAUUUUGAUACUUUGGAGGAGCGAAGAGCUAAGGCCGAACGAUUUGCAGACAAGUAUAAGCAAAGGAAAACGAAAUACUAUAACCAGAAGGUAAAGUUACGGACCUUCUCGGAAAAUGACAUAGUCCUGAAGAUUGCCCUGCACGUCCAAAGGGAUGCAAAAUCCGAGAAGUUUGCUGCAAAUUAG